AUGGCACUCUCGUUUUACCAACGGCCAAUGAACGCUCAAAUUAACGAAAUCCGGCUCCUGGAACUGACAAAAGGCUCGUCCUCAGAUCCAGUAUCGUGCUCUAUGAGGUUGGUUUCUCUGGACGACGCGGAUAUUGAGUAUGAAACAUUGUCCUAUGUUUUGGGGGACAGUCGCCGGACAUGUUCCAAUUCAGAGUGUGUGGAGAAAGCUUUCAAAGCCACAAAGCAAUCUCGAGUUGGCGCUACGGCAUUUGCGGUACAAAGAUUGCAGCCGUUUACUCUGGAGCUCAUUCAUCGCAUGGCUGGAAAUCACAAAUUGCACUGGGCGGACUUCACUCCAAUAGAAGAUAAUGAGCCUAGAUAUGGAGUCGGUCUAGAUCGUUUGCUUCUGUUCAUCUUCUUUCGCGGGCCAUGGUGGACUCGCAUGUGGACACUGCAAGAAAUGGCAAAAGCAAAGAGCUUGACCUUCAUCUGUGGCUCUUCUGUUAUAUCGGGCCAAACUUUGGAACUACUUGUUCAGAGCUUUAACAUACAUUAUCAAGCGUGUUGUUUUGAUGAAAAGAAUAAUCCUAUUCUGACCUUGCCCCAUCUCGAAAAUCGAUUUUUGGAGCUUCAAAGAAUUGAAAGUCUGAGGAAAAGUCGCACUCGUGUUGGAUUCCUUGAAUUGGCUCGUUUAUACAGAUAUCGCAUCGCAACUGACCCUCAUUAUAUGGUAUAUGGGCUCCUCGGUAUGUCGUUGGACCUUGAUGACAAAGUCAUCAAUUAUCAACUGCCGGUUGCUGAAGCUUAUGAACUUGCCACAUUGGCAUUGAUCGCGAAAACGGGUAAUCUCGACGUUUUCAGCCACGUUCUUGAGCAUCCUUCAGACGCUUCACAUAAGUAUACAGAGAACCUCCCUUCUUGGGAAGCAUUCUCCACGCAUAAGACCUCGGGAUCCAUUCCUGUGGAUAUCAAUCGAGUAUCACCCGGCAAAAUAGCUAUAAAGGGACUCCUGUUUGAUACUGUGGAAGAACUUGCGCACGCUAAAGCUCCUUCAAUACUCAUUAGCUAUGACUCAAUCGACGAAUGGCGAGAAUUUGCAGGAGUUGAUGAGAAACCGGAAGAGCCCUAUGCUGGCGGCAAGACUCUCAUAGAUGCAUUUUGGCGGACGCUAUGCUGCGACAUGAGUGUAAUCAGCGAAGAGAAGCGGGCUACUUUCGAAGAUCGAAUACUACAUGAUGAAUGGUGGUGGAUAUUUCUCUUGAUGAAAUACAAACAGAAUGCCCAGGAAUACUCAAGGAAGCUGAGGCAAGAGGUAUUGCACGGUGUGAACCAGCUUGCUCUUUCCAUAUAUUCUUAUACCGCUGGUCGAAGAUUCUUCCGAACAAAGACAGGUUACAUUGGUGUCGGGCCAUCAGGAAUGAAAGAAGGUGAUCAAGUUUGCGUUCUGUUCGGAGGAAAGACCCCGUUCAUCCUCCGUAGAAAAGAUCCUGAAGUAAAAGCACACAAUAAGUCAGUAGAGGAGUGGAUCUUUGUAGGUGAUGCUUAUGUUCAAGGGAUUAUGAAUGGAGAAGCUAUAAAAAGUAUGGAAAACGAACAGUUGCAGUCGGAAACGUUUAUUCUUUGUUAA
Molecule: messenger RNA, 1608 nt
Organism: Botrytis sinoallii
Lineage: Eukaryota; Fungi; Ascomycota; Leotiomycetes; Helotiales; Sclerotiniaceae
Exons: 3
Coding region: 1-1608 (535 amino acids)
Source: RefSeq, a predicted model, not a curated record